AUGUUUCCGCAGAAACUCGUCCAACUCGGGGUGGCGGUGACGUCGGGAAUUGCUGGCGGAUGGCUCGCUUAUAAGCCCUGGCUCGAAAAGCGCAUGGAAGAAAACGAGGCCCUGCGAGCUGCGCGGUCGCAGCGGCUGCAGGAGCCGCAGAAGGACUCGAAGGCCGACCCCAGCGCCUGCUCCGACGUCCCGAAGAAGCCUGAAUAUGGAGAUAACUAG
Molecule: messenger RNA, 219 nt
Organism: Besnoitia besnoiti
Lineage: Eukaryota; Apicomplexa; Conoidasida; Eucoccidiorida; Sarcocystidae
Exons: 1
Coding region: 1-219 (72 amino acids)
Source: RefSeq, a predicted model, not a curated record